Cajanus cajan (pigeon pea) is the source of this 7019-nucleotide messenger RNA. RefSeq names its product protein CELLULOSE SYNTHASE INTERACTIVE 1. Gene Ontology annotation, molecular function: microtubule binding. Gene Ontology annotation, biological process: regulation of cellulose biosynthetic process; anisotropic cell growth. The record is from RefSeq and is a predicted model, not a curated record. Lineage: Eukaryota; Viridiplantae; Streptophyta; Magnoliopsida; Fabales; Fabaceae. Gene Ontology annotation, cellular component: cellulose synthase complex.
UUUUGAGUGACGUGGAGUGUGUAAAGGCGAGGACGCUUACCAAAAGCAUUGAGGUUGAACUCACUCGCCACUGUCGGUGCUCCGGUGACGCCGAGCUACACUUGUUUUCUUCUUUCCUCAUGAAAACGUAAGACACAAUCAAAACUGAAAAGUAAAAAAUUAAAAAAAGAAAAAGAUCUGAACUUGCUCAACUCACCAUGGCCUCCACACUCGCUUGGAGACUCGCUUCCAACAAUGGCACCACCCUUGCCGCAAAUGAUCUGGAAAGAAAUGGUGAUGGGAAGACUCAAGAUUCAGAGCCCCCAACUCCACAUUCUGUUCUAAAGAUGGGAUUGAGAGAUCGUAACAGCAGCAUGGAGGAUCCAGAUGGGACAUUAGCUAGUGUUGCCCAAUGCAUUGAGCAGCUGCGUCAGGGUUCAUCUUCUGUGCAGGAGAAAGAGUAUUCUUUAAGGCAGUUAUCGGAGCUUAUAGAUAUGCGUGAAAAUGCUUUUAGUGCUGUUGGAUCUCACUCUCAGGCCGUUCCAGUACUUGUUUCCCUUCUCCGGUCAGGUUCAUUGAAUGUGAAGAUACAGGCAGCAACUGUCUUAGGCUCACUUUGUAAAGAAAAUGAGCUAAGGGUGAAGGUCUUGCUUGGAGGAUGCAUUCCUCCAUUGCUUGGUCUAUUGAAGUCCAGUUCUACUGAAGGGCAAAUUUCUGCUGCAAAGACUAUUUAUGCUGUCUCUCAAGGUGGUGUAAAGGAUCAUGUUGGUUCAAAGAUUUUUUCAACUGAAGGAGUUGUACCAGUGCUGUGGGAGCAGCUGAAAAGUGGGUUGAAGACAGGAAGUGUAGUUGAAGGUUUAUUGACUGGUGCAUUGAAAAAUCUCUCCAGUAAUACUGAGGGAUUCUGGAAUGCAACAAUACGUGCUGGAGGAGUGGACAUAUUAGUGAAGUUAUUGGCAACAGGACAGCCUAGCUCUUUAGCAAAUGUGUGCAAUUUACUCGCUUCUGUAAUGAUGGAGGAUGCAUCUGUUUGUUCAAAGGUGUUGACAGCGGAGGUGACAAAACAACUUCUGAAACUAUUAGGCCCCGGUAAUGAUGACUCUGUUAGAGCUGAAGCAGCUGGUGCUAUAAAAUCUCUUUCUGCCCAGUGCAAAGAGGCAAGGCGAGAGAUAGCCAAUGCUAAUGGUAUUCCUGCUUUGAUCAAUGCUACCAUAGCUCCUUCCAAAGAAUUCAUGCAGGGUGAGUGUGCUCAAGCAUUACAGGAGAAUGCUAUGUGUGCUCUUGCAAACAUCUCUGGAGGUUUGUCUUAUGUCAUAUCUAGCCUUGGUCAAAGUCUUGAAUCAUGCACCUCACCUACCCAAAUUGCUGACACAUUAGGAGCUUUAGCAUCAGCUCUCAUGAUAUAUGAUGACAAGGCAGAAUCUACCAGAGCAUCAGAUCCAUUGGUUGUUGAGCAGACAUUACUCAAACAAUUUAAACCUCGUUUGCCCUUCCUUGUACAGGAACGGACCAUUGAAGCUCUUGCUAGCUUGUAUGGAAAUUCCAUACUUUCAAAUAAACUUGCAAAUUCUGAUGCAAAACAUCUGCUUGUUGGUUUAAUAACAAUGGCAGCCAAUGAAGUGCAAGACGAGCUUGUAAAAGCUCUGUUGACUCUGUGCAAAAGUGAAGGUAGUCUAUGGCGUGCACUUCAGGGCCGUGAAGGAGUUCAGCUUUUGAUAUCUCUUUUGGGGCUUUCAUCAGAACAGCAGCAAGAGUGUGCAGUGGCCCUGCUUUGUCUUCUUUCAUAUGAAAAUGAUGAAAGUAAAUGGGCAAUUACUGCUGCUGGUGGCAUACCUCCACUUGUUCAAAUUUUGGAGACAGGAUCUGCAAAAGCAAAGGAAGAUUCAGCAACAAUUCUUAAGAAUCUCUGCAAUCAUAGUGAAGAUAUACGUGCUUGUGUUGAAAGUGCUGAUGCUGUUCCUGCUUUGUUGUGGCUAUUGAAGAAUGGAAGCCCAAAUGGUAAGGAUAUUGCAGCGAAGACUUUAAAUCAUUUAAUUCAUAAAUCUGAUACUACGACCAUCAGCCAGCUUACAGCAUUAUUGACCAGUGAUCUUCCUGAUUCUAAGGUUUAUGUUUUGGAUGCUUUGAGAAGUAUGCUUUCUGUUGCUCCCCUUAGUGACAUUUUACGUGAAGGUAGUGCUGCCAGUGAUGCAUUUGAUACCAUGAUAAUAUUAUUGUCCUCUACCAAGGAAGAAACUCAGGCAAAGUCUGCAUCAGCUCUGGCAGGAAUUUUUGAAUCAAGGAAAGACGUGCGUGAAAGUAGCAUUGCUAUUAAAACUCUUUGUUCAGCCAUGAAAUUGCUUAAUGUUGAAUCUGAAAGUAUCCUGAUUGAGUCCUCACACUGCCUGUCUGCAAUAUUUCUUUCCAUCAAAGAGAACAGGGAUGUAGCUGCUGUUGCUAGAGACACAUUAUCCCCCUUAGUUGCACUAGCAAACUCUUCUGUUUUGGAAGUUGCAGAGAUGGCAAUAUGUGCUCUGGCAAACCUUAUUUUGGAUAGUGAAAUUGCAGAGAAAGCUAUUGCAGAAGAAGUCAUCUUACCUGCUACUAGAAUAUUAUGUGAAGGCACAAUUUCUGGAAAAACCCAUGCUGCAGCAGCAAUUGCUCGCCUCCUACAUUCUCGGAAUGUUGAUCAUGCUGUAACCGAUUGUGUGAAUCGUGCUGGAACUGUUCUCGCUUUAGUUUCUUUCUUAGAUUCUGCUGUUAAUGGAUCUGUUGCCACAUCGGAGGCUCUAGAAGCACUUGCCAUCCUGUCCAGGUCAGAAGAGACCAGUGCAAAUAUUAAACCUGCUUGUGCAGUUUUGGCUGAAUUCCCUAAAAGCAUAAGCCCAAUAGUCUUGUGUAUUGUUGAUUCAGAGCCAAUGUUGCAGGAUAAAACUAUUGAGAUUUUAUCUCGAUUAUGUAAGGAUCAACCUGUUGUAUUAGGAGAUACUAUUGUGUCAGCACCUGGAUGUAUAUCUUCAAUAGCUAAGAGGAUAAUUAGUUCCACAAAUGUAGAGGUCAAAAUUGGGGGAGCAGCACUUCUUAUUUGUACUGCAAAAGCAAAUCAUCAGAGACUGGUGGAGGAUCUCAAUUCAUCGAACUUGUGUGUUCAUCUUAUUCAGUCUCUUGUUGAUAUGCUUAUUUCUGUGCAGCCUUCUUUGGGUUACCUGGAUGAUAACAAGAAGGAAUUCAUUAGCAUAUGCAGGCACACAAAAGAAGAGGUUGAAGGUUGUGAAUCCAACACUAGCACCAACAUUAUAUAUGGUGCUGACUUGAUGAUAUGGUUACUGUCCAUUCUUGCUUGUCAUGAUGAAAAAAAUAAAAUUGCAAUAAUGGAGGCUGGAGCAAUUGAUGUUCUCAUCGACAGGAUCUCCAAUUGUUUCUCUCAAUAUUCUCAGAUUGACUACAAAGAAGAUAGCAGCAUGUGGAUUCAUGCUUUGUUGUUGGCAAUAUUAUUUCAAAAUAGAGAUAUCAUACGGGCACAUCCAGCCAUGAAAUCUGUACCAGCACUUACCAGUUUAUUGAAGUCAGAGGAAUCAGCAAACAAAUAUUUUGCUGCACAAUCAAUAGCUAGCCUUGUCUGUAAUGGUAGCAGGGGAACACUUCUGUCUGUGGCGAAUUCUGGGGCAGCAGGUGGACUUAUCUCUUUGCUUGGCUGUGCUGAUAUUGAUAUACAUGAUCUUCUGGAAUUGUCGGAGGAAUUUUCUUUGGUGCGUUAUCCUGAUCAAGUGGCUCUUGAGAGGUUAUUUAGAGUUGAUGAUAUAAGAGUUGGAGCCACUUCUCGGAAGGCAAUACCUGCCCUAGUUGAUCUGCUUAAACCAAUUCCAGAUCGCCCUGGGGCACCAUUUUUGGCACUUGGGCUUUUGACUCAGCUCGGUAAAGAUUGUCCAUCGAAUUUGAAUGUAAUGGUGGAUUCUGGGGCCUUAGAAGCACUUACAAAGUAUCUUUCACUGAGUCCACAAGAUGCAACAGAAGAAGCUGCUACAGAUCUGCUUGGAAUUCUUUUUAGCAGUGCUGAAAUACGAAAACAUGAAUCAGCAUUUGGUGCUGUGACUCAACUUGUAGCUGUUCUACGUUUAGGAGGAAGAGGUGCAAGGUAUAGUGCUUCAAAAGCCUUGGAAAGUUUAUUUUCUGCAGACCACAUUAGAAAUGCAGAGGUUGCUCGACAGGCUGUUCAACCAUUGGUGGAGAUUCUCAGUACCGGUUCAGAAAGGGAACAACAUGCUGCCAUUGCUGCAUUGGUUGGGUUGCUGAGUGAAAACCCAUCAAGAGCACUUGCUGUUGCAGAUGUUGAGAUGAAUGCAGUGGAAGUUCUUUGUAGGAUCCUUUCAUCAAAUUGUUCGAUGGACCUGAAAGGGGAUGCUGCUGAAUUAUGUUAUGCUCUCUUUGGAAAUACAAGGAUUCGGUCCACAACAGCUGCUGCACGUUGUGUCGAACCACUUGUCUCCCUCCUUGUAACUGAGUUUAAUCCUGCUCAACUUUCAGUUGUCCGGGCAUUGGAUAGGCUUGUUGAUGACGAGCAACUGGCUGAAUUAGUUGCUGCACAUGGUGCAGUUGUUCCUCUUGUUGGCCUAAUGUCUGGUAGGAACUUUUUACUUCAUGAGGCGAUUUCCAGAGCUCUGGUCAAGUUAGGAAAAGACAGGCCUGCUUGUAAAAUGGAAAUGGUGAAAGCUGGAGUAAUUGAAAGCGUACUCGACAUCUUACAUGAAGCACCAGAUUAUCUAUGUGCAGCUUUUGCAGAAUUGUUGCGUAUAUUGACCAAUAAUGCUAGCAUAGCUAAAGGACCAUCUGCUGCUAAAGUGAUUGAACCCUUGUUUUUAUUGUUAACAAGACAGGAAUUUGGGCCUGAUGGACAGCAUAGUGCAUUGCAGGUUUUGGUUAAUAUCCUAGAACAUCCACAGUGUCGUGCUGACUAUUCAUUGACUUCUCGCCAAGUUAUUGAACCACUUAUCCCUUUGCUUGAUUCUCCAAUUUCAGCCGUGCAACAGUUGGCUGCUGAGCUUCUUUCACAUCUACUUGUAGAAGAACGUGUCCAGAAGGAUCCAGUGACACAGCAAGCGAUUGGCCCCCUCAUUCGAGUUCUUGGUUCUGGUAUACACAUAUUGCAGCAGAGAGCUGUAAAAGCCCUAGUUAGUAUUGCACUAACAUGGCCAAAUGAAAUUGCUAAAGAGGGUGGUGUUGUUGAAAUUUCCAAAGUGAUAUUGCAAGCUGACCCUUCCCUUCCUCAUGCUUUAUGGGAGUCUGCUGCCUCGGUUUUGUCAAGUAUUCUGCAGUUUAGCUCUGAAUUCUACUUGGAAGUGCCUAUUGCUGUAUUGGUAAGGUUACUUCGAUCUGGCUCAGAGAGCACAGUUGUUGGUGCUUUAAAUGCUCUUCUGGUGUUGGAAAAUGAUGAUGGAACUAGUGCAGAAGCUAUGGCUGAAAGUGGUGCUAUAGAGGCUCUCUUGGAGCUCCUACGAUCUCAUCAGUGUGAGGAAACUGCCGCAAGACUCUUAGAAGUAUUGCUGAACAAUGUCAAGAUUCGAGAAACGAAAGUAACAAAAUCAGCUAUUGUACCAUUAUCUCAGUACCUUUUGGACCCACAAACUCAAGCACAGCAGGCAAGGUUAUUGGCAACUUUGGCUCUCGGGGAUCUGUUUCAGAAUGAGAGUCUUGCUCGAACAAGUGAUGCAGUUUCAGCUUGUCGUGCUUUAGUGAAUGUGCUUGAAGAUCAACCAACAGAAGAAAUGAAAGUUGUAGCUAUAUGUGCUCUGCAGAAUCUUGUGAUGUACAGUCGAUCAAAUAGAAGAGCAGUUGCAGAGGCUGGUGGUGUUCAGGUUGUACUGGAUCUGAUAGGUUCAAGUAAUCCAGAAACAUCAAUUCAGGCUGCAAUGUUUGUUAAACUUCUCUUCUCAAAUAAUACUAUUCAAGAAUAUGCUUCUAGUGAAACUGUCAGAGCAAUUACUGCCGCUAUUGAAAAAGACUUAUGGGCUUCUGGAACUGUGAAUGAAGAAUAUCUGAAAGCCUUAAAUUCUCUAUUCAGCAACUUCCCAAGACUAAGAGCAACUGAACCAGCAACACUUAGCAUUCCCCAUCUGGUUACAUCUUUAAAGACAGGUACAGAGGCUUGUCAAGAAGCUGCAUUGGACGCACUUUUCCUGCUCAGACAAGCUUGGUCAGCAUGUCCAGCUGAAGUUUCUAGAGCUCAGUCAAUUGCAGCUGCAGAUGCUAUUCCAUUGCUGCAGUAUUUAAUCCAGUCUGGCCCGCCUCGGUUCCAGGAAAAAGCAGAAUUCUUAUUGCAGUGUUUGCCAGGGACAUUGGUGGUGAUCAUCAAGCGUGGUAACAAUAUGAAGCAGUCUGUUGGAAACCCAAGUGUUUACUGCAAGAUUACACUUGGAAACACUCCACCAAGGCAGACCCAGGUGGUUUCAACUGGCCCAAAUCCAGAGUGGGAUGAGAGCUUUUCAUGGUCCUUUGAGAGUCCUCCAAAAGGCCAGAAGCUUCACAUUUCUUGCAAAAAUAAGAGCAAAGUGGGAAAGAGUAAAUUUGGGAAAGUAACGAUCCAGAUUGAUCGAGUGGUAAUGCUUGGAUCAGUAGCUGGAGAGUAUGCUUUGUUGCCUCAAAGUAAAAGUGGCCCCCCACGGAAUCUAGAAAUAGAAUUUCAGUGGUCUAACAAGUGAUACCAUCCAGCUUUCAAAUUGCAACUUUAAAGAUCAAGCUGGAAAGAAAUUUUUGGAUAUAUAUUUUUUACGUCAUGUGUAUAUAUCUGUUGUUUAUUUUUGCUCAAACAGAUUCUUUUGUCAUAAUAUUCUUUUGUAACUUGGUUUUUCAUUCCUUGUAUGAUUCUUUGCGUGUUGUCAAUUUAAAUUGAAAUAGCGAGUCUGUUUUAUCAUUUUUCGCUUUGGGGCUUGUAUAAGUACGACUUAGUAUAAUUAUUUGACACUAAAUUCAAUGUAAAAUAACAAUGACAGAGAUUGUUGUACUUGGAGUGAGGCUCCUUUUUGGUACUCAUAAGUGAUGGAGUUUGUGUUUGUCUCGUUACUUUU